Eriocheir sinensis (Chinese mitten crab) is the source of this 1807-nucleotide messenger RNA. RefSeq names its product protein arginine N-methyltransferase 1-like (gene Art8). Bases 300 to 1616 code for a protein of 438 amino acids. Lineage: Eukaryota; Metazoa; Arthropoda; Malacostraca; Decapoda; Varunidae. Gene Ontology annotation, molecular function: protein-arginine N-methyltransferase activity. The record is from RefSeq and is a predicted model, not a curated record. Gene Ontology annotation, biological process: peptidyl-arginine methylation. Gene Ontology annotation, cellular component: nucleus. The transcript is spliced from 3 exons.
CAUCACCCAGCACCAGGACAGCCUCAGCCAGUCAGCCACACCAAGACCGUCACAGCACCGCCCACUCACCAACAAGAAGUCUAGCGUCCUUACCCACCACCAUCACCCAGCACCAGGACAGCCUCAGCCAGUCAGCCACACCAAGACCGUCACAGCACUGCCCACUCAUCACAAAGGAGUCUAGAGUUCUUGCCCACCACCACCACACAGCACCGCCCACUCACCACCAAGGAGUCUAGAGUCGUUUUCCCACCACCGCCACACAGCACCAGGACAGCCUCAGCCACACCAACACCACCAUGACUUCGGCGGGCGACCCCGUGAAUACCGCGGCCGACGGGACCAACGAGGACUACUUCGCCAGCUACGAGGACGUGGAGAUCCACCGGCUGAUGGUGAGUGAUGCCCCGCGCACACAGGCGUAUGCCACUGCCAUCAGCAAGAACAAGCACCUCUUUGAGGGGAAGGUGGUCAUGGACGUUGGUGCCGGCACUGGCAUCCUCUCUAUGUUUAUUGCUGCUGCUGGGGCCCGCCGCGUGCAUGCUGUGGAGGCCAGCGGGAUGGCAGCCAUCAUCCAGCAGGUGGCUGAGGACAAUGGCUUUGGUGAUGUGGUACAAGUGCACCAUGCCAGGGUGGAGGACAUUACCCUGCCAGGUGACGAGAAGGUGGAUGUCAUAGUGUCUGAGUGGAUGGGGUUUUACCUCCUGCACGAGUCUAUGCUCAACUCUGUCAUCUGGGCACGAGACCACUUCCUGUCAGAAGAUGGCACAGUCUUCCCCUCAGAGGCCAGAAUCUAUGCCUGUCCAUGCUCCCUCCAGACACUCUACAAAGAGCAGAUCAACUUCUGGGACGAGGUCUAUGGCUUCAACAUGACUGCCGUGAAGAAUUAUGCCCUCAAGUCAAAAAUGAUCAAGCCAGAAGUGUGCCUCAUCAAGGAGACUGAUCUGCUAGCCGAGCCAUCCUGUGUCAAGAGGUUUAAUCUGCGCUGGGUGAUAGAGGAGGAGGUGAAGCACUUCGCUGAGACAACCUUUGUGGGGGUGACACGGCCAGGCACUUACCAGGGCCUGUGCCUCUGGUUUGAGUGUGACUUUGACGGCAGAGAGUACGACGAGGAAGGGCAGGAGGUCGGGGCUGUUGUCACCCUUUCUACCUCCCCCACAAGCCCUGCCACCCACUGGAAGCAAACUGUAGUUGUGCUGGGCUAUGGGGCCAGCCACAUGCCUCAGCAGGUGGCAUUACUGUGCCAAGAGAACCUCAAUGCAAGUACAGACAGUGACAACAGUGCCUCUCCAACUGCAAAUAAGGACAAGACAAAAGUUCCUACUGCAUCACCCCCAAAACCUCUAAAAAAUGGUUCGGGAAAAGCAGAAACCUGUGAUAACACCAUCCAGCCAAACUUUGACAACUGGGUGGAGAAGGACGAGGUGGUGGGGUGGAAGCUGGUAUUUGCUCAGAGUGAGGAGAAUGCCCGCCACUACACCAUGACGGUGGAGAUGCUGGACCCGGAAGUGGUAGAGCAUCCCUUGCCCUGCGCCUGCCCCAUGCCCCGCUGCGUCAUCAUAGCCAAGAUGAUGGAGCAGGAUGAUGAUGGAAACGACAUUAUCGACUGCACAUAAAGAGACAUGAAGUCAUGAUCUAUCCCCGGUUGUUUUAAAGUAUUAUAAACUAUUGGCAAGUCUUCCUGUUUGUAGUUCAUGCCUUAUGGACAUUUUAUUACCAUUGUGCAAUACAUACAAAGAAAACUUAUUAUUACGAUUAUAAAGUGUGUGUGUGCGUUUAUACGAUGCCAAUAAAUUAUUUCUAUAUA